GCCCGCCGCCCCGCCCCAUCCCGCCGUGACCCCGCCGCCGACCGGCCGACCAGCCGAGCUCUUGCCCUUCUCUGCGUCCCCAGCCUCGUGUUUCCAGGAUGUCCGGGGCGCUGCUGAGGCGGGAGUGCUACAGGAUGCUGCGGCGAGUGCUGCUGCCCUCUGCCAGGCCCGGCCUCCCCUCAGCCAGGCUGUGUGGGGUGCGGCUGUGCUCCAUCUACACCACUGACCCCAUCCGCCCCGAGGAGCCGACCUUCACCAAGAUACUUAUCGCAAACCGCGGGGAGAUCGCGUGCCGAGUCAUGAAGACGGCCAGGAAGAUGGGCAUAAAGACGGUUGCCAUACACUCAGAUGUUGACUCGUAUGCUCCCCAUGUGAAGCUUGCUGACGAGGCGAUAUGUGUGGGCACAGCGCUGGCCCGGGACUCCUACCUGCGCAUGGACAAGAUCAUCGAGGCCAUCAAGGAGACAGGGGCCCAGGCCGUUCAUCCUGGCUAUGGCUUCCUGAGUGAGAAUGCAGAGUUUGUACAAAAGCUUGAGGACCUUGGCGUGUCCUUCAUCGGACCGAACGCCGCAGCCAUCGUCGGCAUGGGGGACAAACUGGAGUCCAAGAGGCUGGCCAUGGCUGCCGGUGUCAACACUAUCCCAGGUUUCGAUGGCAUAGUCAAGGACGCCGAGGAUUGUGUGAAAAUCAGCAAUGACAUUGGAUACCCUGUGAUGAUCAAGGCAUCCGCUGGUGGGGGCGGCAAAGGCAUGAGGAUUGCAUGGAACGAUGAUGAGGCCAAGGAGGGCUUCAAGCUGUCCACCUCUGAGGCUGCUGCAAGUUUUGGGGACGACCGGAUCCUGGUGGAGAAGUUUGUGGACAACCCGAGACACAUUGAAAUCCAGGUGUUGGGUGACAAGCACGGCAACGCUAUUUACCUCAAUGAGCGAGAGUGUUCCAUCCAGCGCCGUAACCAGAAGGUGAUUGAGGAGGCCCCAAGUGUGUUCCUGGACGAGGCCACGCGGCGGGCCAUGGGGCAACAGGCGGUGGCCCUGGCCAAGCAGAUCGGCUACUCCUCGGCCGGCACCGUGGAGUUCCUCGUCGACUCCAAGAAGAACUUUUACUUCCUCGAGAUGAACACGAGACUUCAGGUGGAGCAUCCCAUCACUGAAUGCAUCACUGGCGUUGACCUUGUCCACCAGAUGAUCAGGGUUGCCAAAGGUCAUCCGCUGCGGCUGAGCCAGGACGACAUCUCCAUCCGUGGCUGGGCCAUGGAGAGCAGAGUGUAUGCCGAGGACCCCUUCAAGAACUUUGGCCUCCCCUCCAUUGGCAGGCUGUCCAGGUACCAGGAGCCCCUGCAUCUGCCCAAGGUGAGGUGUGACAGUGGCGUCGAGGAAGGGAGCGAGAUCAGCAUCUACUACGACCCCAUGAUCUGCAAGCUGGUGUGCUACGGGGACGACAGGGAGGAGGCCAUCCAGCGCAGCAUCCAGGCCCUCGACGCUUAUGUCAUCCGAGGUGUCACCCACAACAUCCCACUCCUGCGUGACAUCCUGACGGAGGAGCGGUUUGUGUCGGGCAACAUCUCCACCAACUACCUGCCGGAGGUGUACCCGGAUGGCUUCAAGGGCAAGCAGGUGUCGCCGCGGGAAAAGGUGGAGCUGACGGCCAUCCUUGCUGCCAUCCACCUCAAGGAUGAGCUGAGGAGCCGAGUGUUCCUCAACGACCACAGGAGCGCCGGGAACGCCAAGCUGCCAGACGUAUGGGAUCUGGUCAUUAAGUUUGGGGACUGGGAGGUUCCUUGCACUGCCAGGCUUGCCAAGGACAACUUUGAGGUGACGGUGGACAACACAACGGUCACCGUGGACAGCCAGUUUGACUUAGCUACGCCGCUGAUCGAGGCAAACAUUGACGGCUCCCAUGAAACCGUCCAGCUCAUCAAGUUGGGCUCUGCCGGGGAAAUUAGGAUACGGUACAAGGGAACAGCUUUCCAGAGCCAAGUCCUGACCAAAACUGCCAACAGCCUCCUGUCCCUCAUCCCUGAGAAACCCAAGGUUGACCAAAGCAAGCAAGUGUUGUCCCCAAUGCCUGGGCUCGUCAAGACCAUCAACUGUGCCCCGGGUGACAUGGUGGCGGAGGGCCAGGAGCUGUGUGUCAUUGAGGCCAUGAAGAUGCAGAACUCCCUGUCCGCCGCUGCCAGCGGGAAGGUGAAGGCUGUCAACGUGAAGCCCGGCGACACCGUGGAGGAGGAGCAGGUGCUGGUGGAGCUGGAGUAAGGCUGUGUGGUCCGCGCUGCACUCACCGCUGAGGAGAAAUGUGAUAAGUCAUUAAAACUACAGUGCUGGGUCCAGGUGAUGCCCAGCACUGCCUGCAGGCUGUGUUCUGUAAUUGAUUCACCAAGUUAUUUAUUUUGGACAUUAAUUUAUCGUAAUGAGCAGUCAUCUGUAAAUUUCUGAGCAUCUAACAGAGUCUAUCUUCAUGAAAAGUGGAGACCAUCAACAGUCAUAAAUAUAGGUUAUAUGAGAGGUUGUCAUCAUCUAAUGUGUUGGUGCACUUCUCUGUUCACCUCGAAGCAGCUCCUUGAAUCAAAAUGUCUGAAAUGUUACCAAGGACAUUUGAAGCACCGAUUUAUUUUUAAACAAAUUAUGUCAUGUAGGUAGUUGUGUUAAACUGAUAUGAGCUUAAAUUCCUUAAGUAAUGCCAUGUUGUGUGCUUAUUUAAUUAGAUAUUGUUCAUUGCAAUAGUGAGACCACGUGUAUGUUCUCUGUGUUAGAGUUCCACCUCUGGCCAGCGUGUGCACUUCGCUGUUUCCAGGUACCCGGUGCUGUCCCUGUUUAAUAAUCAACCUGGGUUUAAAAAUUUAGUUAAUUUAAAUUAAGGCAAGGAAUGUGUUUUCAGUGAAAGCUAGGAAUAACAUAACCUAGUGACACUGCAGGUCUGUGAAGCCUAAUAUGUGCACAGCACUUAUAAGAAAACUAUAUUAUGAAAUAUGAAAUUAUUACUGAUCCUGAUUAGGUUCAGGAAGAUGUUAAGGUUCUUGUUACUGGUUGGUGUCUACAUGAAGGGCAGAUGAGAGGGAUAAAAAACUGCUGUUGAAUAUGAAAUGAGAGGAGUAGACCAACGCAUAUUUAUGCAGCUGAUGCAGUCAGUGUGGUCAAAUUGUGCAGAGUACAGUCAGAAAAGGUGCAUGGAUAUGUAAGCAUUCAUGAUAUGGAUGCUUACAUUUUCAUAUAAUAUAAUUAAUCAUAUGGAAUGAGGAGUGAAAAAUAUCUAUAUGGAGUUCAGUGCCAUAAAGAAGAGAGAUGUGGAUGUCCUGAUGGCCACUGAUGGGCAGUGAUAUCCAUUGUGUAAUUACAUAAUUUCACACGCACCAAUGAUCUUUGUUUCAAUUAUUUUUUCUCUUGUAUAGUGAUUAACCAGACGAGAUCUCAAUAGCCAACCAAAGUCAGCAAUAUACCACUAUAGUAACAUACCACCAUGCUUUACUCUAGUAACUCGGCACUACCCUACGUGUGAUCCACCCCAGCACUGCUACAGCCCCCACUACUGCCAAAAGCCUCACUGUGUUGCUGCAGUAGAAGGAAAAUGCUUUAAAUGGAGAGCCUAGUCUUUUGUUUGAUGUGCUUGCUAGAUGUAAACAAAUGACAAAACAUGAAUUUGACUCCCAGUACGUAAACAAAUGACUGCGUGAAUUCAACUCCCAGUACGUAAACAGUGCGUGAAUUCAACUCCCAGUACGUAAACAAAUGACAGUACUAGAAUUUGACUCCCAGUAUUUCUCCUGUGACAAACUAUAAGAAUCAGAGAGUAGAAUUAAAUCUGGUAAAUGAUAUCCCCUUCUACCUCAAGAGCAAUGAUCUGGAGCCUGUAUAAAGUACCUAACCAGUGACGGAUGAGGAAAAGAUUGACCUGAAGGGAGAUAGCUAAAUAGGAAGAUAGGGAGAUGGAUAAAUAUGAGCAUAAGACUACCUCUCAUUCUUCAGCCCAAAUAUAAUUCCUUUGUGCAAGAUGUCAGCAAAUAUAAGUGAUUAGCCAAUACCUCUGCUUUCCCUUUCUCUCCCUCUUCCAUCUCCUUUCCUCAUCCUCCUCUUUUUUUUCUAUUUUCCUGGCUUUACAUUACCUCCCAUUACUUCUCUUUUCUUUCUUCCUUUCACCUCCCUCUCCCUCCUCUUCCUUCCUCACCUUUCCUUCACAUAACCUCUAUCUAUUUAAAAUCUCCAUGCAAGAUGUCACCAAAUAUAAAUACACCA
Molecule: messenger RNA, 4226 nt
Organism: Eriocheir sinensis (Chinese mitten crab)
Lineage: Eukaryota; Metazoa; Arthropoda; Malacostraca; Decapoda; Varunidae
Product: propionyl-CoA carboxylase alpha chain, mitochondrial-like
Exons: 16
Coding region: 99-2252 (717 amino acids)
Cellular component (GO): mitochondrion
Molecular function (GO): metal ion binding; propionyl-CoA carboxylase activity; ATP binding
Source: RefSeq, a predicted model, not a curated record